UGAAUGCACUGUAUAGAUAGUACGAACGACAGUAUUGAGAUCCGUGUGAUUAAGAUGUUCGUCUGUAUUUAAAGUCCAAGUAAAUUGAUAAGUUUAUUGAGAACACCAAAGUAUUUAGAGCGAUAUUCAAAAUGACGGAAGAAGACUCGGUGUUUGAUCCUACUUUGAAAAAGAAGAAGAAGAAGAAGAAAACCACCUUUGAUCUUGAUGCUGCAUAUAAUGAAGGUGGUAGUACGGGUGAUGCAACAGAAGCCACUGGUGAUAAAGAAAAUCAGGAGCCUGAGGCUCUUGCACCAGCUGAAGAUGAUGAAGCAUUGGAUUUAGAAAAUUUUGGUAGGAAGAAAAAGAAGAAGAAAAGAGCAUUUAAUUUAGAUGAACUUGAUGCAGCUUUACCCGAUACAAAAAAAGAAGAUGUUGUUGAACAACAAACAGAGGAAGUAGCUGUGGAUGAUAUGGAUUUUGACUUAGAUAUGGACUUUUCAAAGACUAAAAAGAAGAAAAAGAAAAAGAAAGAUCUUGAUGAGUUAGUGGCUGAGGAAGAACGCAAGGAAAUUGAAGAUAAAGAAAAUGAAGACACAAGUUUAUGGGUUGGAUCGGAUAGAGAUUAUACAUAUGAUGAAUUACUGGUAAGAGUAUUUAACAUUAUGAGGGAAAAGAAUCCUGACAUGGUUGCUGGUAAAAAGCAGAAGUUCGUCAUGCGUCCUCCUCAAGUAGUACGUAUAGGCACCAAGAAAACAUCUUUUGCUAACUUUACUGAAAUAUGUAAAACACUCCAUAGGCAACCAAAACAUUUACUUGACUUUUUACUUGCUGAGUUAGGAACUAGUGGUUCUGUUGACGGAAAUAGUCAACUUAUCAUUAAGGGCCGUUUCCAACAGAAACAAAUAGAAAAUGUUCUUAGGAGAUACAUUAAAGAAUACGUUACCUGCCACACUUGUCGUUCUCCAGACACCAUUCUUCAAAAAGAUACUCGACUAUUUUUCUUACAGUGUGAAACUUGUGGCUCAAGAUGUUCAGUAGCUAGCAUAAAAUCUGGCUUCCAGGCUGUUACAGGAAAACGUGCUGCUAUUCGAGCAAAAACUGCCUAAAGAAAUUGUCAUACAUCACGUUUAUCAAUUUUGUAGCAUAAUUUUGAAAUUAUCAGAGAUUUCUUGUGUCAGAACGCAGUUUUUACUAUAUAUAAAAUAAUGGCGUGCAAUCUGAACACUCAUUUUUUACUCAUGUGAAUUGAACAUCAUCAGUUCUAAAAAAAAAAAGAAAGAACAAUUGUAAAAUUUACAGCACAACACUUUUUAUCAACUCACACAGACAAAAAGAAAUUAUACAAAUAAUUAUUUCCAAAUAACGUUUCUUCAAGUUCC
Messenger RNA from Habropoda laboriosa, 1361 nucleotides. RefSeq names its product eukaryotic translation initiation factor 2 subunit 2 (gene eIF2beta). The record is from RefSeq and is a predicted model, not a curated record. Bases 132 to 1088 code for a protein of 318 amino acids. Gene Ontology annotation, cellular component: eukaryotic translation initiation factor 2 complex. NCBI's taxonomy places the organism in Eukaryota, Metazoa, Arthropoda, Insecta, Hymenoptera, Apidae. Gene Ontology annotation, molecular function: mRNA binding; translation initiation factor activity; translation initiation factor binding. The transcript is spliced from 6 exons. Gene Ontology annotation, biological process: translational initiation; formation of translation preinitiation complex; formation of cytoplasmic translation initiation complex.